AUGACCUCGCUCGCCCAUUCCAUCCUGGGCUCCUGUGUCCCACGCAUCGUUAGCGUCGUCACGGUUUCAAGCAGAGCCUCCGACGACUCGAUGCCCACCCGCGCCCAACAGGGCCUCAUCCUCUCUCGCCAGCCGGGCACACCACUGGUCGAGCUCUGGCCCUCGCUCACCGCUUUGCAACGAGAGACUGUCAAGGCGAACCUCUGCCGCCUUCUCGUGCACAUGCGUGCGCGCCACUUCGCCUACUACGGGCGCCCCACACGGGAGCCGUAUCUCCUCUUCUCCGAAUUUGGCAUAGAGACGCACGCGGGCUGCUCCUCUCGCUCGGAGUGGGAUGACUCGCGCGUCCGCGCGUUGCAUGCCUCUGCUCCAGACACGGAACGGGCGGUCGCCCUCGAGCGAGUGCAGCGCGGCACCACCUUCGCAGGUGGUUGGGAUCGCCCUGUCCUCACGCAUGGGGACUUGUCCGACCGGAACAUCUUGGUGGACCCCCACACGCUCGCGGUGACGGGUUUCCUGGACUGGGAAAUGGCCAACAUCAUGCCGGCGUACUUUGAAUACGUCGCGGCACGGCUAUCUGGAGGCCACCAGCCAGAGUGGAGGAUGGAGUUGUUAGAUGUGCUGAGGUCAGUUCUGCGCCAUGAGUGCGAUGCUAGGCACCAAGAAUACCUAAGUCUGGCCGAUGUCGAUGAACUAGAGGGAAUGUACAGGAGAACGAUGGCGGCGUGGGACGCUGUUGUCGAUGUUGAGAGAAUCGCGCAGGGAUACGACGAUGAUUGUGCGUGGACCUUUGAAACCGGCCUGCCAGAUGCCUCACAGAAGACUGGCCUUACCUUGUAG
Molecule: messenger RNA, 840 nt
Organism: Histoplasma capsulatum G186AR
Lineage: Eukaryota; Fungi; Ascomycota; Eurotiomycetes; Onygenales; Ajellomycetaceae
Exons: 1
Coding region: 1-840 (279 amino acids)
Source: RefSeq, a predicted model, not a curated record